GCGGAGACGUAUGUCCUGGAUGUCGUCCUUCGUCUUGAUUUGGGCUCUGUUCUGCUGCCCAACUCGUGCACAGAGCAAAAUCAACCUGAACGCGAAUCCUUGGAAGCUGGAUUACAAUGCAGAAGGACGAUGGAAUGCCAUUUCACAGCUGGUAGACUUCCCAGAGCAAGUGAGUACUAUCCUCCAUGCUCAUCUGGAUCGAGCAGAAUCUCAUGUGACUAUACAGAACGUCACCUUCUUCCCGUCCCUUACGCAGACAAGCUUGUUCAUACAAGCUAGUGCCUGCGACACGCAAAAUUCAGCCUGUCAGCUGCAGCGAGCAAGCAUGUGGACACAGAGCGCCGCACAUUCACUUUUCGACUGGGUCAACACAUCUGUCCCCGACGCUUCCGAAUGGGAUGCUGCGGCAACACCUCUGAUGCUCGAGGGGUCGGCAGUCUUGACUACUGAUCGAAUCGUCUUGUGGUCGGCAGAUCGCGCAGAUGGACCAUACUAUCUUGAUGGGGUGGCUAUUACUAUAGCUUCCAACUAUACCGUCACAGAUCCGGACCCGGAUACGUUCUACACACUGGAUGUUGGCAUGCAUUUCCUGAAUCGUGCUUAUCAGACUGGAAACAUUCCAUCGGUUUCUUUCGGCCUACACGUAGGCUCUGUCUGGCCUCCGGUUCCGGGAAGUCUUGUGCUAGGCGGCUAUGAUAGAUCUCGAUGCAUCAGUACGCCGAUUGUAUCGGACACAAACGACUUCUCGCUCGCCGAGCUAAGCCUAGAAGUUGCGUCAGGCGGCUGGCCUUUCUUGAACACUUCAAAAGCCGACCCCGAACAUCUACUGCGUAGAGGUGAUGCCAAUAACAGUAACAAUUCUCUGACGGUUAUGCCCAAUCCUGGAGUGCCAUACUUGUACCUCCCGGAGGAUACAUGCUCAACUAUAGCAUCGUUCCUUCCCGUGACAUAUGAUCGAACCGUUGGGCAUUAUAUCUGGAACACAACACAUCCAGCAUUCGAAGCUAUUGUAACAUCGCCGUCAGCUUUGAGAUUCUCGUUCAGUACAGGUUCAGGAGUCGAGAACAUCUCAAUACCUUUCGCACUCCUGAACUUGACACUGGACUAUCCUCUUGCCAACACACCAACGCAAUAUUUUCCCUGUACUUCUUACACACCGUCUAAUGGUUCGCCAUACCACCUUGGACGCGCUUUUCUGCAAGCAGCGUUCCUUGGCCAGCACGGGCAGACACAAAAGACGUUCUUAGCUCAAGCUCCAGGUCCGGGUAUGAGAGCUGAGGCUAUCACAAAGCUUGCUUCUACCGACACGACAUUGACGGCUAUGGCUAAUCCGCCAGAGUGGAACGCGACAUGGACUGGACAACUGAAAGCACUUCCAGAUAACAACGAAACAAACACGCUGGAGACAGAUAAAUCCAAAGGUCUAAGUGGUGGCGCGAUUGCUGGCAUCGUAGUCGGAGCAGUUGCUAGUCUCGGGCUAUGCGUGAUCGCAGCUCUUGUUUUGCGUCGUCGACGCACAUCCAGCAAGCAGCAGACUGUGCAUUGGGGUGGACGUCAGACCAGUUUGGAAAGAANNGACUUUUUAGGUCACGGCACAGGUACAGUGAGCGAAUCUGCAAGCGAGCCUAUCCAUGAAAUUUCGACUUCUCAAGCANGCGAAAAGAGUGGCAACAAGGAUGGAGCAGUAGAAAUGGAGGUACCGGCAUAUAUUGGAGAGUUGCAAGGGAGCGAUGUGUAUCGGAGAAGUCAGGUGUUGUCU
Messenger RNA from Aureobasidium musti, 1759 nucleotides. The record is from the annotation of a GenBank genome assembly. NCBI's taxonomy places the organism in Eukaryota, Fungi, Ascomycota, Dothideomycetes, Dothideales, Saccotheciaceae.